AUGCCAGAACAAACCACAGCAAACCCACACGGCACCCCUCAAUCUAGAGACGCAGCUAGAGGCAGAGGAAAUCGAGGAAGCAGAGACAGCAGACGAGGGGGAAGUGCAUCUAGCGGAGUAGAUGUAUCCUCAGCAGACCCGAACCAACAGUCGCGCCGGCAUAACCAAGGAGGUGGUGGCAGAGGUCGAGGGAGAGGAGGCGGCACACACACCGAGGGACGCGGAGGGAGAAAUGCAAGACGUGCAGGUAAUCGACUACUAGGGGGAGAUAGCAAACAUGAUAGCGGUGGCGAACCACCUGGAACGGGUGCUGAGGUCGCUGGCACCUCCGGUGUUCGCCUGACCGGAGAUGCCAAACAUUCACAGGGCGACGAGGAGGGGCAAUCAGCGAAAGCAGGGGCAUCUGCUACUAAAGCAGAGGCCGAUGAGAAUGAGGUCUGCUUCAUCUGCGCUUCAAAGAUUGACCACAUUUCUGUCGCGCCUUGUAACCAUAGGACCUGCCAUAUCUGCUCCCUUAGAUUGAGAGCAUUGUAUAAGACCAAAGCUUGUGCUCACUGUCGAACAGAGUCCGAUUUUGUUAUAUUUACCAAUAAUCCCGCAAAGAAAUUCGAGGAAUUUACAAGUUCUGACAUUGAUCGAUCCGAUGAUAAUCUGGGGAUAAAGUAUGAGAAUUUUGAGAUAUUCGAAGAUACAGUAUUACUGCUUCGAUAUAAUUGCCCAGAUGUUGAUUGCGACAUUGCAUGCCUCGGAUGGCCAGACUUACAUCGUCAUGUCAAAAGUAAACAUGCUAAGGUGAUGUGGUAUGUUUCUCUCUUAACAGAUGGAAUGUGUACAAAGAAGCCUACUAACAGAAUUAAUAGUGACCUUUGUACACGAAAUAAAAAGGUAUUUACACACGAACAUGAAUUAUUCACUGCUGCUUUGCUGCGGAAGCAUGAGAGAUACGGUGAUGAUAACCCUGGAGCCAUUGAUCAAAGUGGUUUCAAAGGGCAUCCAGAAUGUGGAUUCUGUCGCCAGCGUUUUUAUGGAGAUGAUGAACUCUACGCACAUUGUAGAGACAAGCAUGAGAGAUGCCAUAUCUGUGAUCGCAGAUCUGGCGGCAGCAGACCGCAAUAUUAUAUCAAUUAUGAUGCUCUAGAGAACCACUUUAGCAAGGACCAUUUCUUGUGCCUUGAUAAGGAGUGUCUGGAAAAGAAAUUUGUUGUUUUCGACUCGCAGAUGGACCUAAAGGCACAUCAACUUGAAGCCCACCCAGCUGGGUUAUCAAAAGACGCAAGGAGGGACGCCAGGCUCGUGGAUAUGUCAACUUUCGACUUUAGGUCUCCUUAUCAACCAACUCGCCAACGCCGAGAUGGUCGUGAUAGUCGAGGAGCUGGAAGAGGCCGUGACCCAAAUUCAGAUCCGAUUCCACAAUCAAGCGCUCAACCGUUGCGGAGGGACGAACUUGCAUAUCAGCGCCAGAUGGCGAUUCAGAGUGCACAGUCGGUCUCUACAAGAACUUUUGGCGGGCAGCUCACAUCCGCACGACCGGCCGCAACUUCAUCGGCGCCGGCCACCCAGAGGUCCACACCUACAGCUACGCCCGCAGCAAGAGCCACACCGAAUACCGGGCUCCCAUCUAUAGAAGCCCUUGACCUUGGACAAGCGACAGCACCAACCACGCCACAGGACCAUGCCAGGCAGGUGGCACACUCAGCAGUCAUGGACCGUGCAUGCACCCUCCUUCGAAACGACAGUAGAAAAAUCAGUGACUUCCGAGGAAAGGUCUCUCAAUAUCGAAGCUCUGUUAUCGGAGCAAAUGAACUCAUUGAGGCAUUCUUCUCCCUCUUUGAUACCUCUUCGGCAGAACUGGGGAAAUUGAUAAAAGAACUUGCCCAUAUCUAUGAGGAUGAAAACAAACGUACGGCGCUCCUGAAAGCAUGGAACGACUGGCGUGCAAUUAAUGAAGACUACCCGGCGCUUCCAGGACCUAGUGGAACAACCCCAUACACCGGAACCGUAAGCGGACUGGGCUCUGGUAAAAGAGUCCUGCGCUUAAAAUCAUCCACUACACAAUCAUCAAGAUCGGCCACUGGCCAAAACGCCAGGCUUUCUGGGAUCCUUCCAUCUAACUAUACCUCCAACCCAUUCCCUCCACUUGCUAACAACACUACAACCCGCAAAGAGAACCAGGGAGUAAAUGCAUGGGGCGCCACCCCUGCUAUAUCAUCUACGCCAAGCAGCUCUGGCUCUCGACCACCAGCACUUCCGUCCAGGCCGAAGGUUACCGGAGAUUCUAAUGCUUUUCCUGCUCUUCCAGCUGCUCCUAAGCCAAACACACUUAUGGCUGGUCUUACUCGCGGAACUGUAAGAUGGGGAGAUCGAGGUGCAGCAAGUGCUAGGCCAUCUGCCUGGGGCGUAUCGAACGAUCCAACUCCCGCUGAGUCUGAUACAUCCACUUCACAGGAUAAAAAAGGCAAAGGAAGAAAGGGUAAACAAGUAUUGUACCACUUUGGAUAG
This is a messenger RNA of Microsporum canis CBS 113480, 2499 nucleotides long. Its product is annotated as zinc finger protein. The record is from RefSeq and is a predicted model, not a curated record. The transcript has 2 exons. Gene Ontology annotation, biological process: rescue of stalled cytosolic ribosome; protein ubiquitination. Lineage: Eukaryota; Fungi; Ascomycota; Eurotiomycetes; Onygenales; Arthrodermataceae. The coding region runs from base 1 to 2499 and encodes 832 amino acids. Gene Ontology annotation, molecular function: ribosome binding; ubiquitin protein ligase activity.